Molecule: messenger RNA, 2829 nt
Organism: Penaeus vannamei (Pacific white shrimp)
Lineage: Eukaryota; Metazoa; Arthropoda; Malacostraca; Decapoda; Penaeidae
Source: RefSeq, a predicted model, not a curated record
AUGGCACACCUGACCAUCCCAGAAGUAUUUGCAUUAUUCAUUUGUUUUUUCUUUGUGUUUAUAUCCACAAGAGCAUUGUCCUCCAACGUCCUUAAUCCCCUCAAGUGUCGCGUGAUUCCCGAGCAGUGUAAGGAACUCAUUUCGGUCUCGCCACUCACUGAACAGAAAAUGAACACCGUUUAUGACAGAACAAUGGCCGCCGCCAUGGCACAGGCACUCGCCGCCAACUCCAACAUGGCCUCCGACAAGGCACAGAUGCGCCUCUACCUCGACACACUCAAGGCCAUGGUGCCUCAGUGUCCCAAGAACCGCAAGGUGUCCAGACAGGAGCUCAUCGAGCACGUCAUCGACUACAUCAGCGACCUUCAGGACACCCUUCAGUCCGACUCGGACUCCGACAGUCGUCCAGGGAGUCCUAUGGACGCCGUCGCCUUCAGCGACUCCUUCAACCAGCAACCACAAUAUGGCGGUUAUGGCCUUCAACCCGACCAGUACUCCCUCGCCAACCAAGGUUUCUACUCCAGCGACAAUGACAAUGUUCUUCAUCAACCUCAACUCGGAAGCAAUUUAUCCCACGGGUAUUACUCCAUCGAUUCUGCUUCCAGUAAUUUCGUUAAUAAUUCCUACAGUGGCUACAGCGCAGACUACAGCAGUGGCUACAGCAGUGACGGCAGCAGCUUAAUUUCGUCAGUGGAUACAGCGCAGAUUACAACAGUGGCUACAGGAGUGACGGCAGAAACUGUACCGCAUACAGCACUAGACCGUACUGAAAUUAAUACAUUAAACAAAAUUAACGUGACUGAACUGGACGUGAGCGACAACGGCAUCACCAGCCUGGACGUCUCAUGUCUGGGCUCCCUCACCGACCUCACCUGCUCCAACAACGCCAUCACCUCCCUCACCCUCCACGCCGGAUCUCUCGUCUCCCUCAUCGCUAGUAAUAACCGGUUGAGCAGACUCGAGGUGCGCUACCAUCCCCGGAGGCUAGCUCGACUCAACCUCUCCAGGAACGAGUUAUCAGCUGUGCCGCCAUGGCUAGUUUCGAGUACAGAAGUCACACUGGUGGACGUGAGCCACAACAACCUCGCGUCGCUGCCUGCUUUCCUCACUUCGGGGCACCUGCGUCGCCUCCACACCCUCUCUGCUCACCACAACCAUCUCUCCAGCUUCAUGGUUCCCCAACGCGCAAUGUCUGAGCUACCCAGUAACCACUCGUACCCCAACGUAGCCCACAGUUCCUCUUCCACGCCGUACCGAUCGCAGCAUCACGGCCGAGAACAAGGCCAAGCUCAGAGCUCGUCCGCCAACCCACACGAAGAACCGAAGUGGUGUUCACUCGAGGUGCUUUUGCUACACCACAACCGCCUCACGUCUCUGCCCAGCUGUCUCUUCACUUGGCUUAGCAGAUUACGAGUUCUGAACGUGAGCGCCAACCAGCUGUCAGCUCUGCCGUCCCCUGAAGGACGACGAGGACGCGGGUCGCCAGAUGCCCGAGACGAGACGGGCCCUCAGACCAGCUUCCCGCUCCAGGAAGUCUAUGCAGCAGCUAAUAGACUCCGGGAUCUCACUCCUCUACAGCACUGUAGAGCUCUACGCAUCCUCCACGCGCCAUACAAUAGAAUAGCAAGCUUACAGGAUAGGUUGAUAUGGUCUUGGGAGUUACUGGAGGAGCUAGUACUGUCAGGGAACGUCUUGACGAAUGUGCCAGCUGGUGUGUCCCGUCUGCGCCGUCUUCGAGUCCUAAAAGUCCAUUCUAACCCUCUGCGUUGCCUUCCCCGCCUGGCUCACCUCUCUGCUCUGAAGGUAGUGGACGCGUCUCACUGCCAGCUGGGUCGAGUCGAACUGGAGGAGCUGGUCUCGCCGGGGCUGGUGGCGCUCGACAUCUCGGCCAACACAGCGCUUUCCCUCGACCACCAUCAGUUUACAAAGUGCAAGUCUCGACGGCCAGUAAACGUAGUCGAUGUCACCAGUCGUUCCGGGCGGUCCCUGCCCUUAACCAAGCCCCACGCCUCUCAGCUCGCGUCGUCCCAAGACCCAGGCUUCAGAGGAAAGGGCGACGCUUUCCCCAAGCUGCCCUGGACGUUAGGCUUCGCUGAAACCAUUGGCAGAGACUCAAAGUUGACUGUAGGCCAGCUGAGGGUGCCAGAUAUAGCGGGCGAAGGGCGUGUCGGUGUCGCGGCCUUGGCAGACGGAGGCCAAGAAGUAGGGUGCGUCGGAAGCCUCCUGACCGCACUCCCCGCGUUACUCCAGGAGGAAAGAGCUUGUUCUCGCUCGCACACUUAUGCUCUUAAAUAUGCGCUUCUUACCGCCCUGAGACGACUGCGGUCCCAGGGAGCUCCCUUACCUAGUGCAGUGUGUGCCGCUCACUUAGAACUCGAGGGCGUCGAGUCUUCCCGAUGCCCUGUCCUCCGCCUCUGCUGUUACGGUGCUGUUUCUGCCGCUGUGACGACGACGCACGGGGAACCCAUUUUCGUCACAACAUCGUCUCCUCGAACGCAACAGAACUGUGUAAGAAGCUGUGAUGACGGCGUGAAGUGUGCGUUGGGUGAGCCCGUCACUUUGCCCGAUCCACACACGACAGAGUUGUACCUGGGGCCACAUCACACCGCUGUUGUGAUUGGGAGUGCGAGUUUUUGGGACGUUAUCGGGACAGAUGAAGUGGCGAACGUGUGCAGUGAGAUGACCGAUCCAGGCAAAGCAGCCAACUGCUGGACCUGGCACAGGGAUACGGCACCCGCCAGGCCCUUAGUGUCAUCGUCGUGCGCUGCCAGCGCACCACAAGUGGCAGGGACGCUCGGCCGUAGAGAGCGCGCAGUUAAGCUCAAGUAG